AUGCUACUUUUCGUUGCUACAGGUAUCUCCAACCAGGACCUAUAUGAGCUCGUCCAGGAUGCCCACAAUGGAGCAAUCCUGUUCUCUACGCUGAAACAAGCAGUGACACCCCUGAUCCGUCAGCUAGAAGAGAAUUACAGCACUAUUAUAGAGAGUUCCCAGACUCACAAGAACAGGUGGCAAGGUACCACUGGUGUCAUCACGGGAGUGGCAAUCUAUUGCUUUUGGAACCCUGUAGGCUGGGCCGCAUUCGGCGCCUGCCUGAUCAGUGCAUCUGUUGGAUACGCAGCGGGUGAGGUACAUUCCAAGUGGGACGCAAAAGGCAAGGAAGCCUCCGGCAAGAAGGAUAAAGUUAAAGAACUCAAGUUAGCCAUCAAGGGGGUGGAUGAAUGCGCCAACCAAGCCCGAGAAGCCAUUGCGAUGGUGUUCUGUGGCCAGGUUAUGCAGAAGAGGCUCGAUGAAAACUUGCCUGAGCACGACAGGAGAGCUAUUCUCGCAACAGUCGGAGUUGACGUAGAUGCCGUGUCCGAUUCUGUUUACCGCCAAGAGCUCAUCCGCGACCGGGUAAGACAGCUUCGUGAGAAAAACAGGAACUUGUGCAACAUAAUGGAAAGGGUACUGGAAGAUGCCAAUGUCGAACCAGAAACGACGGAGCAAGCUAUGUAG
Molecule: messenger RNA, 666 nt
Organism: Fusarium sp. VM40
Lineage: Eukaryota; Fungi; Ascomycota; Sordariomycetes; Hypocreales; Nectriaceae
Source: the annotation of a GenBank genome assembly